This is a messenger RNA of Nothobranchius furzeri (turquoise killifish), 2254 nucleotides long. RefSeq names its product prosaposin (gene psap). The record is from RefSeq and is a predicted model, not a curated record. Gene Ontology annotation, cellular component: lysosome. Lineage: Eukaryota; Metazoa; Chordata; Actinopteri; Cyprinodontiformes; Nothobranchiidae. Gene Ontology annotation, biological process: sphingolipid metabolic process.
GAGUCACGUGUCUUAGUCAGCUGACAAUGAGACAUCAUAAAGGCAUCAACACUCCCUCUCUGAUCCGCAGUUCCCGUUAGACCCAACAAACAAACCUUCUGGAAAAACAUCGCGGUCAUGCUGCUCCUAACUCUGCUCUUCGUGUCUUCAGCUGUGGCUACUCCUCUGCUGGGCACUGAGCAGUGCGCCCGUGGCGCCCCCUACUGGUGUCAGAAUGUGAAGACGGCGUCUCUCUGUGGAGCUGUGGCUCACUGCCAGCAGAAUGUGUGGAACAAACCCCAGCUGAAAACUGUACCAUGUGACUUGUGUAAAGAGGUGCUGAUGGUGGUGGAACAGUUGCUGAAGGACAAUGCAACUGAGUCUGAGAUUCUCGGGUACCUGGAGAAGGCCUGCCAGCUCAUCCCUGAAAAAGAUUUAACUUCUGAGUGCAAAGAGAUUGUGGAUAACUACUACCCCAUUCUGUACGGGAUCAUCACCGGAGAAUUGCAGGAUCCUGGUGUUGUGUGUGGCGCUAUGGGACUGUGUAAGUCUCAGCAGAUGUCCCUGGCCAUGUUUCCGGUCCAGGAGAAGCUCAUGUCCAAUGAAAUCCCAGAGAAUGACGUUCUACAAGUGUCUCCUUUCCUCCUCAAUGUCCCUGGGCUCCUGUAUCCUCAGGAGAACCUGAAGGAAUCGAAGGAAACUCAAAAGCAGGAAAACGAUGUGGUAUGUGACGACUGUGUCAAGUUCUUGACCGAUGCCCAAAAUGAAGCCAAGUCCAACACCACCUUUGUUGAUGCUCUUAUUGCUAGCAUUGAGAAGCAGUGCGAGUUGUUGGGGCCAGGCAUGAGUGACAUUUGUAAACAGUAUGUUGGGGAGUAUGGGACGGUUGUCAUCCAGCAGCUGAUGUCCAUGGAACCCAAAGACAUUUGCUCUCGUGCCGGUUUCUGUGCUGCUGUGAAGUCUGCUCCCAUGUUGGAUCUGCAGCCUGCCAAGACCGUCCCUGCUGCUCAGCUUUUUCCUGCCAUGAGGGUGGAGUCUACUCCUGUUAAGCAAAUGGUGCGUGUCCAUGAGCCCCCGGCCUGUGCUAUCUGUGAGUUUGUGAUGAAGCAGGUCGAGUCAAUGCUGGAGGAUCAAGCUACAGAGGAGCAGAUUGUCCAUGCCGUGGAGAGUGUGUGUUCAUUCCUGCCCUCCACCUUGACUGCCCAGUGCAAGGACCUGGUCGAGACAUACGGACAGGCCAUUAUUGAGCUGCUGGUGCAGCAGGCCGACCCCAAGACUGUGUGCACAGUUCUGGCUCUCUGCAAUGGUGCCAACCGUGCAUUUGUUGAGGUACUGAACCAGCCCCGUUUUGAGGCUGGAGGAUACUGUGAUGUGUGCAAGCUGGCGGUGAAAUACAUAGAUGGCAUUUUGGAGAAGAAUGCUACAGAAGCUGAGAUCGAGGAAGCUGUCAAGAAAGUCUGCAGCUUCCUGCCAGACUCUUACAGGACCGAGUGUGACCAGUUGAUCGAGCAGUACGAGCCCAUGCUUGUCCAGAUGAUGCUCCAGAUGCUUGACCCAGACUUUGUGUGCACAAAAGUGGGAGCGUGCCCUGAAGCGACGCGAAAGCUGCUGGGAACAGAGCGCUGCUCCUGGGGACCAGACUUCUGGUGCAAGAACAUGCAAACGGCUUCUCUGUGCAAUGCUGUGGCCCACUGCAGACGCCAUGUGUGGGCAUAGAGAACUACUGCGUCCUGAGCUGCAGGGGAGAUGAAAUACUGUAGUGCUGCUUUCCACUCUUUUGAUUUGUAACAUGCUAAAACAGCUGCAGUGUGUGAUUUAAAUGUUUUUUAAUAAGGUGGAAAGGGACUGGACUUCAUUUCUUUGUUUCCCAAGUGUUUGGUGGGGGUGGGGGUGAUUACAUGUGAGCUACAGUCAUUUUCAUUGUUUUAGUUUCUUUUGUUGAGCGUGAAGUAUAAAAAAACUAAUUUUCAGGAUCAUGUUAAUAACUUCAGACCCCCCCCCCCCCAUCAGCUACAUUUGCUUAUAAAUGGGAGAACAAAUCUUGUGUACUACUAACUGGCAUUUCUUUGCAGUAUGUUUGAUCCUUGAACAAACACAUUUUGUAGAUCUGCUGUUUUUAUGCUGAUCUGGAGGUUACCUCCCAUUGUUUGCACUCUUAAUGUUUAUAAAUGUGUCUUAAUGCACAGAAUUACAAAUCCAGAUGUCUGCCUGAUGCUUUCUGCCAAUUGUCAGUUGAUUUGUGAAUUUGAAUUUAACUAAUAAAGUGAUUCCCAAA